CGGACUCGUUCGAUCUAGUUGUCCUGAAACUGUUGGCAGCGCUAGCCAUAGCUAGGGCGCCACUGGCACAAGUUCAACGUCACAUUGUGUUUCCUCGCUGGGAUUUCGACAAGGCGCUCUGCUUUUUAUGUUGUAGGCCCUGUGCAGUGUGGAGGUUGGAAGUUGAAGUAAUAGGCGGGUAGCUUUAUGUUCUGGCUGGCAAAGGGGUGGUGCAAGCUGAGGCGGGAGCAUUGAUUACUGAUGGUUAGUCAAUAAAGUUCACAAGGAAGAUCCACGCACUUUGUUCAGUUCACGUGUUUGGCCCACCACGUUCUUCAGGUUGACCAUGGCGCGGGCACUGCGGCAGUCGCUGCAGCUGCGCCCCAUCCUCGGAGGUUCAACCGACAGCUUUUCCGCAUCGCUUGGUGCAAAUCACUCAGCCCCCUCAGCCUGCUUCAAACAAUCACUGCUCGUCCAAUCACUCGUACACAACAUCCCGAAUCUUCCUGCUCAGAGCACUUUCUCCUCGGCUCUCGGUGCCUCGUCGGGGAGGUUGUUGUCUAGCAAACCCCCUCUUUCUCAACCCCUGAUCAGAAAAAGUGAAAGCAGUUCGAAAACGCGGGGGUGGGGUGGCAGUACCACUUCGCUGGGAGCUUUCCCAGCCGCCUCCAGCAGUGAUGAGCUGGACUAUGCCUCUGAUGAUGAGGCGCCUUCCUCCAGUGGCUUUGAGUCUGUCUGGGAUGACUCGGAGUCAGCAGCCCCUCGGCCAAAGACAGACGACUGGCGUGAUAUGCUGCAGGCCAAGGAUAGGAAAGAACUGCGUGCGUACGCACAUGCGCAGAAGGACAGUAUAGGCCUCCACCAUGUCGGAAAGUUUGGAAUCACGGCAAAUGUGGAGAUUUCCCUCAGUGAUGCGCUUGAAAAGAAUGAAUUGAUCAAGGUCAAGGUUCUCUCAAACUCUCCAGAGGAAUUGACAGAGACAGCAGCACAGUUGGAGAAGUCCCUGCGCUGUGUUUGUGCGGGACAGGUAGGGCGCGUCCUCCUGCUUUACCGGCCGAGCAAGAGAAAACUAGAGAAGAAAAAGGCGCAAGAAGCGGCUGCUGCUGCAGCUGCGAAGCGGAGUAGCUUUGGUGGGGGCAGGGGAAGAGGGGGUGCGCGGGGCGGAAGGUCAGGCCGCGGCGGACGAUCUGGAAGGUCGUCAUCAAGUCGGGAGUUGGACUUCUCAUCGUCCCAACGACGGGGUGGCAGCAGUUACGGAGACGCUGACGAUGACAGCGGGUACUACUAGAUUCAAGAGAAGGGCUUGAAAGCUUGAACCAAGUCUGCUUGAAGGAAAUCGGCAGAUGUGCGAUUAUCUGUGAGGAUUGUUCGGAAGGUGAAAGGUAGCGAAAACGCUAUGAAAGAUAGGGCUCAAACCACACGGUACACAUGGUAAAAGCAUCGAAAGCAGUCGGAUGUGAUCAGACACCUUGCAGGCCACGGGAGGCCCUUGGAAUCGCGUAUUUACUACGGAAGACUAGGAAACUUCUCUAAGAAGCAACUGUAAUGAACCUACCCAACCGUCCAUGCUUAAUGGUAGGAGGUCGGAUAAGAGGAACGCUUGAUGCAGUCUCUCGAAUCCCCUGCAAGCUUGAGCAAGCUCAGUAUCCACCGAAGUCAUUGUAUGCAGAUGCAUAUUGUCAGUGCCG
Messenger RNA from Klebsormidium nitens, 1667 nucleotides. The record is from the annotation of a GenBank genome assembly. NCBI's taxonomy places the organism in Eukaryota, Viridiplantae, Streptophyta, Klebsormidiophyceae, Klebsormidiales, Klebsormidiaceae.